Messenger RNA from Rasamsonia emersonii CBS 393.64, 1365 nucleotides. Its product is annotated as Cytochrome P450. Lineage: Eukaryota; Fungi; Ascomycota; Eurotiomycetes; Eurotiales; Trichocomaceae. The record is from RefSeq and is a predicted model, not a curated record. Gene Ontology annotation, molecular function: heme binding; monooxygenase activity; oxidoreductase activity, acting on paired donors, with incorporation or reduction of molecular oxygen. The coding region runs from base 1 to 1365 and encodes 454 amino acids. The transcript has 5 exons.
AUGGACAGCAGUGAUUUUGGUUUCUUUGCUGGAUUGCUCCCGCUGUUGCUCGUCUUUGGCGGCACAAUUGGGAAAUUGCUCUACAAUCUCUACCUGCACCCGUUGCGCUCCUACCCAGGACCCUUCCUGGCCCGCGCCACGCGUCUCUAUCACAUCUACUGGGACUUGAAGGGGGUGUCUCACCUCAAAAUCAAAGAGCUGCAUGAUCAGUAUGGCGAGGUGGUGCGCAUUGCGCCGAACGAGCUGUCGUAUAAUACCAGUCAGGCAUGGAGGGAUAUAUACGGCCACAAAAACAGUACAAAGACAAAAGAGUUUGAGAAGGACAUGACGUUCUUCACCAAGUCACUCAACGGCGCCACCAACAUUCUCAUAGCCAACCAGGACGAUCAUCGUCGGAUGCGCCGUCUUCUGUCGCACGCCUUUUCUGAGAAAGCGCUAAGAGGCCAGGAAGCCCUGCUGACGCGAUAUGUGGAUCUCAUGAUCGCUCAGCUCCGCAAGCGUGCUGCUGCGACUACUGGCCCAAACGGCGGCGACGACGAUGGCGUUGUCGACCUGGUCAGUUGGUACAACUUUGCGACGUUCGACAUCAUCGGCGACCUGGCGUUCGGGGAACCGUUCGGCUGCCUGAGAGAUGGUAUCUGGCAUCGGUGGAUCAGAAACAUCUUCUCGUCACUCAAGGCCGCCAACUAUGUCCGCGCUGCCCGCCGGUUCCCGUCGCCGCUGAAGGAGAUGCUUUUCAUGUUUCUGCCUAGAAGCUUGAUGGAGAGCAGAGAGUACCAGUUCCGAUUCGCCCGUGAGCGAGCGAGAACGAGAAUGGCGCAGGGAUCGGGGCGUGAAGACUUUAUGUCUUAUAUCCUCCGAGCAAAUGACGAAAAAGGGAUGACCCCAGACGAGAUCGAAGCCGCAUCCUCGAUCCUGAUCAUCGCCGGGAGCGAAACAACAGCUACCCUGCUAUCAGGAGCGACCUACCUCCUAUUGAAGAACCCGAAGGCACUGGAAACCCUUAAGCGCGAGAUCCGCUCCUCGUUCCGGACCGAGAAGGACAUCAACUUUCAGAGCGUCGCGCAGCUGCCGUAUCUGCACGCAGUCCUGGAGGAGUCGCUACGCCUGUACCCGCCGGUACCGAGCACGUUCCCUCGAACGACGCCGGCGCCGGGAGAGAUCGUCUGCGGGAGAUUCGUACCCGAGAAGACGUCCGUCGGGGUCCACCAAUGGGCGACGUAUCGCUCGGAGCGCAACUUCCGGGACGCCAACUCGUUCAUCCCGGAGAGAUGGCUGGAUAAUGAUGCACGGUUCGCGGAUGACGACAAGAAAGCGUUUCAGCCGUUUUCGUACGGGCCACGGAAUUGUCUGGGGAAGAAGUGA